AUGAUCGACCUCUUGAUUUCGCUCUUGGUUCUCGUCCUACUUGGUCUCGCUCUGGUUGGUGGACUCCUCUUCCUGCGUCGCAAGCGCCUGAGUCGGGAACAAUCCGAACUUCCCGUACACAACGGACAAUGUGCAUCUCAACAUCGCCGCCUGACGAUAUCCGCGCCGCCAUAUGCCAAAACCGAGUCUGUCCUGGUCUACGACGAGAAACGCAGUCUGAUUGAGAAUUCAUCGAGCCCCCCGCCGAGUCCCGUUCCCGAAAUCCGAAUUACGUUCCCCGAGGAGGAAGAUGAGUCCGGAAAGCGCAAGUCGGGGCGUGUUGUGGUCGUCAGAAUUAGCGAGGCCGGGGGUGUCGGCUUGGAACCCUGCCAUGAGGACCUUCCUCCGUAUCAGUCAAGUGACGCCGAGCGCUUCCAGUCCCUGGAUAUCGAGCGUAUGGGAGGGCUUAAAGAGAAGGGGGAUGCGCCUCGUUGGUCUUGA
Molecule: messenger RNA, 480 nt
Organism: Aspergillus steynii IBT 23096
Lineage: Eukaryota; Fungi; Ascomycota; Eurotiomycetes; Eurotiales; Aspergillaceae
Exons: 1
Coding region: 1-480 (159 amino acids)
Source: RefSeq, a predicted model, not a curated record